AUAGAAAUUGCAGAGCGCGGACGGAAUGAUCGUUCCGCCGCAGCUGAUCGUUUCCAGGCUGCACAGUCCAGCUCAAACCUCCAACCACCUCCACUGCCGCUGGCUGCUGCAUUAAAAUAAUAUUAAAGCAGUGGACGUCGUGAUAUUUUCCUAUUACAUUUGCACAUGACGUGCGGCGGUGGCGGCAGGCAGAACCACUAGGUGACUAAACUAGAAGAAAACAGAGGGAAAUGUCCUGGUGGCCGCGCGGUGAGGAUGGAAACGACGCCAUGCAUCAGGACACUGAUUCUGAUGUGGCCGAGCAGAGGGACGGAGGGAAGGGGAAGGUGAAGUGGACACAAGAUGAGGAUGACAAGCUCAAAACGCUGGUCCACAGUCUGGGAUCCAGUGACUGGAAACACAUAGCCAGCUUCAUCCCAAAUCACACAGAGCAGCAGUGCCAGCACCGCUGGUUUAAGGUCCUCGAUCCAGAGCUGGUCAAAGGUCCCUGGACCAAGGAGGAAGACGAGAAGGUCAUCGAGCUUGUGAAUCUCUACGGCAACAAGCAGUGGGCAAUGGUGGCCAAGCAUCUGAAGGGCCGGCUGGGGAAGCAGUGCAGAGAGCGCUGGCACAACCACCUAAACCCCAACGUGAAGAAGUCGUCAUGGACAGCCGAGGAGGACCUCAUCAUCUACAAGGCCCACCACCUGCUGGGAAACCGCUGGGCUGAGAUCGCCAAGCUGUUGCCCGGAAGGACGGACAACGCCGUCAAGAACCACUGGAACUCCACCAUCAAACGCAAGUUGGAGAUGGGCUUCUACGCCCAAGAGGUGUUCAGGCCAAACGAGGUCGAAGAGCUGUUGGCACGCCUGAAUAAAGACUCACAGGGGGGCAGCAGCUGUCAGGAUGCGUCAAGCAAAGAAAUGGAGCAGAAAGACCAGCUUCCAGAAGCGCUGGCUGCCAGUGAAGCAGAGCCAUCCGAAGCAGUUUCCUCACCGAGGGACGAUUCAGGCGUCAAGAUGGAAUUUGAUGCUGGAGAGGAAGCCAGUGGUACCAACUGGGUGGUGGACAGCUCCGGCUUCCUUUCCCCCACUGGCCCCGCCCUGAAGGAAGUGCUGGACAUGGUGGACGGGGACCUGGAUGGCUGGUGCAACCUGGCGGCCUUUGACCUUCCAGAGGACAGCUCCAGUCCCGAGCGCCACCAGUUCCGCCUGGAGGGCUCCGCCCUGCAGGAGCUAAGCAAAGGCAGCAGGGGAGAACUCAUCCCCAUCUCCCCCGGGGGGAUCAGCCCGCCGUCCAUACUGACCCGCCGCAGCCGGAGACGCGUCACACUGUCUCCAGACGGCGCACACUCCAUGACGCCCAAGAGCACUCCGGUCAAAAUCCUGCCAUUUUCUCCAUCUCAGUUCUUGAACCUGUGGACGAAGCAGGACUCUCAUGACCUGGAGAAUCCCUCCCUCACGUCCACGCCAGUGUGCAGUCAGAAGGUCAUAGUGACCACACCACUGCAGCGAGACAAGACCCCUCUCACCCAGAAGGAGAACUCGGUGUUUGUUACACCUAACCACAAAUCGGAGCUGAGCACAACCCCGCGGACGCCGACGCCAUUCAAAAAUGCCAUGGAAAAGUAUGGCCCCCUGCUGCCUCUGCCUCAGACGCCGAACCUCGAAGAUGACAUCAAUGAGGUCAUCCUGAGAGAGGCAGGCAUCAGCAUGGUCGUCGUCCAGGCAACGCCGCCUGAUCCCUGCCGCAAAACAAUGCAUCGCCCUCCUAUGAAGAAAGUUCGGAAGUCCCUGGCUCUAGACGUCAUGGACUGCCGGGUGGUGCCAACAUCCAAGCGCAAAUCCAGCAAAGCGGAGGCCAAACGCAGCAUCAAGGAAGAACCGAUGACGGUUUGUCUCAACUCCUCGUCGUUUUGCAGCAAGAGGCAUGAAAACAUAUUAGACCAGGGCUUCCUGUUGGGACCGAGCGACACGGCCUUAUUUCCCAGCACAACACCUCCUGCACCUAUGUCAAAAGAAUGGACGAAGGUUGUUUGUGGGCAAACUAAAGACCAGCUCAUAAUGACCGAGAAGGCGAGACGCUACCUCCGCUCUCUGAAGAGGCAUCCUCCAAGCCGGGCUCUGAUUCUGUCCUGAGAUCCUUCUGUCUCGCUAGAAACAAAGAAACGACAAACAAGACACCAACAGUUAAAAUGACUCAUGUUGGAGUGGCGCUAUACUUCCCAUUAUUGUUGAUCAUACUUGUUAGGAAAGAACAGUGAUUCUAAGAGUAACAAAUCAGUGAAAAGUCAGGGUUUUGUAUUGCAUAAUGUAUCUGAAAUGUAGCCAUUUUUUUUUGUUACGUGAACUACAAACACUCGGGUAAAGUUUCCAUAUCUAGACAUCUUAUGGAGAAGAUCUAGAUGUCAGUGGUAGGUUGAGGGAUCAUGUGGAUUUUAAGAUUCCCCACCCCGCGGGGAGGAACCAACAUGUUGCCAAGUUAGAGGAAUAACUCAAAGUUGGCUCACUACCUUGUUUUAUUAGGACAAAAAUAGUUCAGCCAGUUCAAUUUUUGGCAAGAGUCAUAAAGCAGAGAACUUCACUGAGCACUGUUUAAAAGGUUAAAAGGCACUCUGUAAAUAUAUUUAGGCCAAUAUGUUUUACUAUUGUGAUUGUUUGUCACAAGUUGAAUAAAAACA
Messenger RNA from Poeciliopsis prolifica (blackstripe livebearer), 2659 nucleotides. It is a transcript of the gene mybl2b, whose product is annotated as v-myb avian myeloblastosis viral oncogene homolog-like 2b. Gene Ontology annotation, molecular function: RNA polymerase II cis-regulatory region sequence-specific DNA binding; DNA-binding transcription factor activity, RNA polymerase II-specific. NCBI's taxonomy places the organism in Eukaryota, Metazoa, Chordata, Actinopteri, Cyprinodontiformes, Poeciliidae. The transcript is spliced from 15 exons. The record is from RefSeq and is a predicted model, not a curated record. Gene Ontology annotation, cellular component: nucleus. Gene Ontology annotation, biological process: regulation of DNA-templated transcription. The coding region runs from base 231 to 2117 and encodes 628 amino acids.